AUGGUUGGUGUGUUCUUAAUGUUUGGAUACGCAAAUGUUUACGCUCUACGCGUCAACCUUAGCGUGGCUAUUGUGGUGAUGGUUGAAAAUCACACGGUCUCUAAAGACAACAGGGAAAUACAGGUAUUGUGUUAUUGUCAUGAGUUUCUUGGGGAGUAUAUCCUUGUGCUGAAAGAACUUUGUAUCGAUUUGUAUGUGAACUAGUAAGUAAUUCUUCAUAAAAAAAAGAUGUGACACCUUUGAUUUUUAACUGCUUUUGAUCGUUACGAACAUCACUACUUGCUGGCUACAAUUCACCUCCUUUUCAUAAUCGCCAGAAAAAAAAACAAUGCUCACGUAAUUCUUCUGUGACUGCUAGAAGAGACUCAUUCGCAUUAAAAACCUUUGAGUUCUUGUCUUUGUGAAAACGAUUUUUGUAGUUAGAUUUCACAUUUAAGCUUGAGAGAGAGUAAUGUAAAAAUUACAAAGAUUUGGCUUCUAAAUAUAAUUUUUACAAUUGUCACAAUGAGAAAAGUGCUAAAAUGGCGGUUUGAAACUGAAUAAUUUCCAUGCAGAAGUCGCCGAUCUACAGAAGGUGUCAAGCUUCUCCCUCGAAAAUGAUUAGUCAAUUUUUUUUCUUGACGAAAUUAAACCGACUAAAACGUGACGGAAAACUCAGAGGACAAAUUUAAAGUGCAGAGUAUGGUAGAGAGCAAAAAUUAAAGAAACAGAUAUUUACUUUAACGGUAGACUGAGAAUAGGGAGAUAUUCCCGCAAUCCAUACCUGUCCACCAAUUAUUAUGUCAAAACUUUAAUUGCGAGUAAAAACCACCAACUACAUCAACUUGAUCGUAGUACGAUGGAAAACAAGCUAAAAAUUAACAAAAACUAAGGGUAAAAGUAGUCAACUGGAAAUCCAGACAAAGGUUUUUGAGACUUGAAUGUUAACAGGCUUUUGUUGAAAACCUAAAUUGAACAUGCUUUACAAUAAGGAGGGUUGCCGUGGAAGCGUAUAUUGUAGACCUUUCCACGGUUUUCCAACUUUUGACAUGGACCAGUAAGGAAAAAUCCGUCGGCACCACUGGAAAGAGCGUAUUUAAUGAAAUUAGUAAAACUUCCGUAAAAUGCCGAAAAUAAGCCCCCCAAGCCGGUAAUGCAAAAAACCCUCCGUUAAAUCGCCCCUCCAAAUAUAAGCCCCUGGGGGCUUGUGCUUGAAAAACUGCCCUCAAAUACAAAGGAAAACAAAGCAAAAACGGUAAAUUUAUUCCAAAUAUAAAGCUAGCACAAUCGAUUUUGAAACGCAAAUUUCCCUCCGUAGAUAAGCCCCUCCUAAAAUAAGCUCCUCAAAAAGGACCUUAUUUUCGGAAUUUUACGGUACUAAGUUUGAAAGCGAUACGUCUUAAGUGAGCGAAGAAUAGCUUCGCAAACUUGCGAAAAUUUACAGUCGUUUGGAGGGCAAGAAUCAAACGUCUGUAAAAUUUCGCGACUUUCGGGAGCUUUAUCUUUGUUCACUAAGACGUACUUUCAAACUUGGCACUCCUACUACUUUAAAGGUGUUCUUUCCAGCGGAGUCGACGGGUUUUCCCUAACUUGUCUAUUUGAAAAGUGGAAGAAAGCCGUGUAAGGGUCUAUAAAGGUAGAACGGUUUUACAAGGAAUUCAUGAUAGAAGAAAGUUUAUGUUGAUCACUAUUCUAAACGUGGAAGUUACAAUCUAAACCUACACAACUAUUAUGCAAUAGCUGAAUCUUUGCGAUACCUAGCAUUUCACCCCAUAAAAUAUCCCUCAAAAUAUCCCGAACUUAUCAUAAUGAAAACUCAAGAGCAUCCCCUUAAUUUGAAACAUAAAUCAGAACUAGUUGAUACUGAGCUGAAACCCCGAUUUCCGGCAUUUUAAGUUCGGUCCUCACUAGCGAAACUAGCACAAACGUAAGAAAAGCAAAAGCCAGGCAGGCUAGGAGCGCAUAACCCAGAGGUGCUUUUACAGAUGAAAUAAAUUUAGCAUAAUUUUAGAGUACUUUUUCUCGCAAAAGUGGACGCUCCGUCCGAGUAUCUCAUUGUGCGCAUCCAUAGUACGAUAAUGACAAGAAAGAAAAAGUAGAUGCUAUCAAAACACCAGAAAUAUACUAUUUUCUAGUCUCCAGUUUUUACAGCCUGAUUGGAAGACUUAUUUGAUAGCCAAAAAUCUUGGGAAAAUCGAUCUGAAAAUUAACUAGUUUGUGAGAACUAGACCGGAGGGGGUUAUUCCUGCAAAGGUCUAUACAGAGAGGCCCUACCAGAAUACGAAAGGUAGGGGUUUCACCAGUUGAAGUGUACAUGAUGAAAGGGUAUAGGGAAAUCUGUCAUUUCGGUCUGUAAAAAGGCUCAAAAGGGCUAACAGAUUCAUUCUACCACUGUGAAAAAGUCGAAUAAAGUUCUGGUUUUGUGAUUUAUUCAUAUUUUAAAGCCAGUGCAUUUACAGCAGUUAAUUGGGAUGCAAAUAUCUAAACUAGGUAUGUGAAAAGGGUACCAAGGGUUACCUUUUGAAUUUCCGUCAAAAUGUGUUUUAAAAGGGUAACGGGUUGGACCUUGGGGCGGACCCCGUAUAAGAGUACCCAGCCAGGGAACUUGUCAUACGUAUAGUUAUGCUAAGCCCAUCCUUGAGGCCAUCCUCACUACCAACUAGCGCAUGUGCAUAAGCUCCUUGAUGCUCAUGCUUGCGUUGCUAAAGAGGACCAUUUUACGCUUUAGUGCAGAAGGGAGCCAUGUGAUAAUAAAUCAUAAAAUCCACAAGAACUCCCCAUACUACAUGCUUGAUAAAGAAAACCAGUUAAAUAAAAUUAACCAGUCUCGCUGUAUUGGGUUUGGUUUGGUUUUUGGGAAGAACUUUACACCAUAAAUUCGGGGCUUCAAGGAAUUUAUAAAAGCUAAUUAGCUUUCCCAUUGAAUUAUAUCUCCCCUGUGUCAGAGAAAAAGUAAACUCGUAAAUAGUGAAAUCUUCCAAUUUAAAUCAGAAAAUGCGGAAAGCUAGCCUGCGAGACGUAUUUUCCGGUCGUCGCGAAGAUCGGUAAUACGUCUGCUUUUGCAGAGCAGUAUGCUGAUAAAUUAUUCAUAGCUUUGGCAUCGAUUUCAUAUCUUUAUUGCUCAGUGCAAAAGCCUUUCUUCAUUAUCAAUAAGGGCUUGCUCACGGUCCUUUUCUUUUACACUAGGAAACUGCUGAAUUUUCAUGGAGCACCCAGCUACAAGGUAAUUGGCGUGACAGGUAUCUCUGUCAGGGGCACCGAACAACUGGUCUUCUUUUACAUACAUUGAAAACACUUUUUAGGCUAUCCAGAGUACUUUUAAAUUUCAAGAAAUGUAUUCUAAGCAGCGCUAUAAAAUUUGUAUCUGUUCGGUCAUCAUUUUGGUCAAAUCCUGGAUGCUGCGAAUACCGCUCGAGACCCUGAUAGGUUUCAACAGGAAUCGGCUCCUGCUUUCAGACAUUUUCAUUUGUUAUAUUUCCCAGGUAUCGUACUGAGCUCCUUCUAUGUUGGCUACAUGUUAAUGAACAUACCAGGUGGAUAUUUGGCGCGAAAAUGUGGUGGCGCCACGAUGAUUGGGUUGUCUGUGGGUGGCACAGGCGCCUUCACUCUUUUUACUCCUCUAGCUGCUCGGAUACAUGUGGGACUUUUGAUUGCACUGAGGGUAGCAGUAGGGUUGGCUGAGGUAAAAACAUAGUACCUAGUAUUUACUUCGUGAAGUCAUUUUACUGAUGCAACAGCGAUAGAUAUUGUAUAGACAAUCUUCAAGCUUGUAGAAUUCUUUGACUUGUUAUUCAGUUUUUAUUUCUAUUUGUCACUGUACGUGAGUGAUGACACCUCCUUGGGUGUUUCCCGGUUUUAGCUUAGUUGGUGGAUUACAGGUGUACUUGAGGCGGGUAGGAGGUCAGACCGCAGACGAGAGAAAAUUGCACAUGUAAAAUAAAAGCGCAAAGUGCUUGGAAGUUAAGAUUGUCAUUUUAGCUGUACACCAUUUAAUAGUUAGAUAUUACCCUCACCAAUACACUGUUAAUUUAUAAUGUUCUCUUUCAGAGCUCGUCAUAUCCAGCUGGCCACGCCUUCUGGAGUCUGUGGGCACCUCCCUUAGAGAGAAGUAAAUUAGGAGCUUUAAACUUUGCAGGUAAUUGUUCCUUUCAAAAUUAUGGAAGAUUUGCUGUUUUCCUAAACAGUUUGAAAUGCUGGCUCGAAAAAAAUUUCAAUACACGAAAAAUGAUUUUUCAGUCAGUGACACAUGCGGCUCGGAAGGAAAAAUCUGAGUGACCCCCAAUGGGAGUCGAACCUUUGAGCAUCUAGUUACUAGUCCAGAUGGAAACCGGUCGUUUCGAUACAAUAACUCAAGCAGUGAAAUUGCACAAAAAUGUUUUUCUCUUCAAGUACAGUAUGCGAGUGAACAGGAGACACAUUUUGGAUGAAUAUUUUCGUUCUUUAAGCCAAGCACUUGGAAUGAAUAAAUUUGUAUCGAAACAACCGGUAGGUGCUCUAACUGUCGGCUAAGCUAUCUGGACCAGUAAACAGGUGGUCAUAGGUUCGACUCCUGUAGGAAGCACUCGGAUUUUUUCUUCCGAACCGGCUGUGUCAAAUUCACCAUCACAUCUCUUGUCAUAUCAAAACACGUUUAAACUCAGUUCCAUUUUUACUCUUAUAGGAGGAAACGUGGGAAUAAUUGUCUCCAUGUUCUGUUCAGGAUAUCUUGCAAUCUACUAUGGAUGGCCGUCAAUAUUUUAUGUUUUUGGUUUGUAUUUCACCUUUGUGUAUAACUUAAAUGACAUGUACCUACUGUUGCCUAUUUACUAAGCCUCAGUAUUUCGCGCAGCCAAUGCCUGCCGGGUCGCGUGGUCCGCGCAUUCGCCUCGGAUACGUCAACGAAAUGUAUUGACCGAGAAGGGCUGGGAAAACGCCGUGCAGGGCUAACUAGGCAACACCUACUGUUCAUUUUGCAUCUCACGAUCAGAGCCUCCUUCUCUCUUCUUCUUGAUUGAGGCUCUGCCUGAAUUAACCUCUGGAUUGGUCAAUCUUGUUUUCUCUCCGCGUCAAACUAGUUUGUCGAGUUCAAACAUCCAUUUAUCGAUAAACCGACGGUUAUAACUGUUUUUAGGCAUGAGUUCGAAAAUUUUUCCUAGAAAACAAGCAGCGCAUGCUCAGCAAAGAAACUGUAUCUAAGCACAAUGCAGCGCAUGCUCAACAAAGAAACUGUAUCUAAGCAACAUUCAGCGCAUGCUCAACGAAGAUCUUACUAAUAACCAUUUUACUGAUAUUUCUUUUUGAAUCGACACGUUUUUAACAUCUCCUUUGCUUGGCUUCUUUAUUGCUUGAAUUGUUAAUCAGAGAUCUGUUCUCAGUAUUGUAGGUGUUAGGAUUUUGUCUGGACAGGAAGAUUACCCUGUCGAACUGGCUUUAAACAUAUACUGGCAGUUAAACUUGUCCAUAAAUCCUAAGCCUCUUGUGGAGCACUGGGAAUGUGAGUCAAGCGGGGAAAAAAUUCUUUCCGGGAAUGGAUUAACGCAAAGCGCUUCAAUAAGUGAAAGAAAGGAACGCAAACACAAAGGCGCGUGUCUGAAUCACAUAGUACAAUGUACGUUGACUUGCUUAUGAGACAGGCAAUCUAAGUUUCUCAAAAACUCAUGGAAUCAUGUCAAAAAGACCAAGUCCUAUGACACGUAUUGGUACCCCAGAAGAAGAGGAUGAGGGUCUUUAUAUCAUAUUUAGUUUUAUCUUUUUGUCAGGCGCUUGCGCUGUAAUUUGGUCCUUGGUUUGGCUUGCACUGGUGAGAAACUCACCCUCCGAACAAAGCUGGAUUACUCGAGAAGAAGUCGAAUAUAUUGAAAUGAGCUUAGCUGCGGACAUUCAGGAAAAGGUACUACUGACUUAUAAAAGCAACAACGGCAGAGAGACUAGACUAGAGUUUAGAAAUAUGCUGAUUACAAUACUCCCGUAAAAAGACCACAUUAUACUACGGAUGACACUGAUGACAAAAUUAGCCUUUUAUUGUUUAGGCCAGUGCAUCACGGACACGUUUGUGCUAUUUUGAUUAAUUAUGUAGUUAUUUGUCGACUUAAUAGGGGGCCAACGAAUAGUCCCACUUCAACAUCGACUUUGUUAAACGAUUUUGUAUUUAAAUUGUUGAAAUAGGUUUAUUCUUAUCCCCUAAAAAUUUUUCAUCCGUUCGCCGUGUUAAGUCUAUUCCGUAAUCUUCUUUUUCGAAAAUUUCAGCCAGAAAAAAAGGCUCAGUCGAGCCUUUCUAGGAAAAAGGUAGGCAACGAACGUUUUUUUAGAUGUUCGCCCGUGUUUUUAAAACAAAUUUUCGUCACAUUCUUUCUAAAAUAGUCUCCCGAUAUUCCCGAAAACUGUCGUUGCCCCCUAGCUCAGUCUCCGUUAUCGAUGAACAGUUGGGACACGUAGAUAUAUUUUUAGCAACUACUAUAAUUUGCAGUCUGUCUACUUUGAAUUGUAGUCGGGUUCUACUAAUUACACUUACACGAAACCUUACAUGACGCCAUCCGUAGCGACAGACGACAGGAAACAAUUUUCAAUUCCUAUAUAAUAUUUUUUGCCUUUUCAGAAAGAUAGCAAACUUGUGGCAUAGCCCCAUUUGAUUCGGAUAUUAGAAUCCUCGUUUAGAUUAAAUAAACUCUUUGCUGCUUUGUUGAUUUUUUUUUUAAUGAACAGCAUACUUCUAUUCCGUGGAAGGCAAUCUUCAGCUCACUUCCCUUCUGGGCCAUAGUGGUGGCUCAUUUCACCCAUGGAUGGGGACUAUAUACCAUGUUAUCAGAGCUACCCCUGUAUAGCAGUCAACGGCUAAAUUUGGAUCUCAAGGAGGUAUGUGGCUUUGUUGUUCCUCAAUUGGUGUUUCGGGAUAGGCUAUACCAGUGAGACACGGAAGGUAUUUUUUAGCGAGAUUAAAAGAUUCACGUUUACGCCAAACGGCAAACAUGAAUAUGUACCACGUGAAACGUGAAUAUGUACCACGUGAUCAAGUUUUCUGUUUAUUACUUCUACUCAAAAAUAAGUAGUUUCACGCCACUUUUAUCCAUAAGAAUUGUUCUGGACAGUUUUUAUCUACUUAUUUUCUGAUGUAAGAAAUUCUCAACUUGAAUCUCACUGAUGUUUGCUGUUUGCCGUAAACGUGACUCUUAAUCUCUCUUUAUUCAUGAUAGGUACACGAAAUGCUAGUUUAAAGAAUCGAUGUUUACCAGUGAGCUGCGUUUUUGUAAAGUAAAUAUGAUCCCCUGUCAGUUGUUGAUGUGCAAGUGCAAGUUUUGGAAUCCGACAAUCUACCUCAUGGGUCUUCGACGAAGAGUGAAAUUUGAAUCUUUUUAAGAAACUUGACUGUAUGUUCGGGAUUAGCCGAGCAACUCGCUGGGAUUAGGGAAUUUAUACUUCUACAUGAGAAAUUUCUGCAAUUUGAUUGGCUUAGAGCAAUACCUACAUGUGAAAAUUACAAACCUUUUGCUGAUAGUAGUAUAAACAAAUAAUAGCAUGAUUUGUACGUGAUAUUUGGCAUAAAUACCACUCGUGAUAUUUCAAAAUUGUCUCAAAUUUCACUCGCCUAUCGGCUCGUGAAAUUACGCAUAACAAUUUUGAAAUAUCACUCGUAGUAUGCCAAAUAUCACUGCAAAUCAUACUAUUACCUAUACGUGGAGCAAACAUUUUGGCUGGAAUAAAGGGAUUCAGAUACCUCGCGCCAAACAAAAAAACAAAACUGGUCUCUUCCUGCUGCCUACAUGAAGGCAAGACGGAUUGGUAUCAUCCCUAACAUUCUAAUGUACGGGUCUUUUUCGUUUUAGUGAGAGUCUGGGCCUCAAACCCAUAAACAAGGAUCGCUUCAAUCGAUUAGAGCAUUUCAAUCGAUUAGAGCAUUAGAUACGCUUUGUUAACUGAAAAUAAAUCAAUAUGUAAUAAAAAAUCAUAAGAAAAACGCAUUUUGUUUGAGUGUCAAAUAUUUCUCAUGGAAGUACUAACUGAGGACACUGUUUUUACGUCCCCUAUUGGAGACAGGACUGCCAUUUUACGUGGUCAUCCGAUCCACGCAAAAGUCUAGCCGUUUGCAGCAAACGCAGUCAGUCUUAAUUUCUCAUUUUUUAAAAAGAACUUGAGUUUCGAUUCGGUCCCGGGGAUCGAUUCCUCAACCUCUCCAUCUCCAGUCAAGAGCUCUACCGACUGAGCUAGUCCCGCAACAUCCUUUGUAUGAAUACUAGCAGGAAAAGAAAACAGAUUUUCUUCAUGUCGUGGAGAGCGUUCCAAUCUCUAAUAAUAUAAAAUACCUCUUCAUACCAACUCAGUUUUUAUUGGAGGACGGGUAGAAAAGUGAGUAAGAAAGGUACACUGCUCUGUUCUAUAUUGCCUACUUAUAUUUAUGCUUGAAAGUGUAUCUACUUUCAUCUAAAGCUGAUCGAUUGUUUAUUUGUUUGAUAAUAUUUCUUCCUUCAGACUUCCGUCGCUUCGACCAUACCUUACGUCGUUACGUUUUUUGUAAUGAUAGCUGGAGCUCAACUGGCGGACUACUUUCGUAAACAUUAUCUCAGUACAGGAACAGUGAGGAAAAUGUUCAAUACAAUAGGUAAUCCCCUCGUUUUGCUAUAAUUCAUUAAAGAUAUAUAUUAAUAAGAUAAUAAUACAUUUAACAAGUAGACAACAACUUUCCAUUCGCCACUUUAAAAACGAGAAAUGAAUUGGAGCCGAAAUGCGUCCCGCUAUGAAUUCUGGGAUCGUUGCUGCGGACGCGCCUGUCAGCUAUUGGCCAAUAGGCUCUUUGCAUGAUUUGAUCACGUGAUCAACUUUUGGUAAACACGAAAACAAUUCGCUUUUGAACAAUUUUAGUAGCAGGAACUGAGAGAGCAUAUUAGAAUUAGGUAACCUGUAAAUGUUUAGCCAUACAUCUCAAAAGCAGCGAUUGCAACGGCCGCCGAAAAUUAGAAUGAUUUUUGUGCUAAAAACAACUCUUGCCACCCAGUCACGGCGUUUGAGUGGUUUUCCAUACAAAUCGUUGUAAUCGCCCUGUCAUUGUAAAAAAGGUCUUGGAUAUCUGAAGAGAGGGAGAUCUCCUGCUAUUCUUUAUCAACGACCCCAGCUGAAACACGUGUUGAACUAAGAAUUGAUAAUAACAUGCUUUACACAGAGUAACCAAAACAACUGUAAAAGUUAUUAACUCUUCGUAACUAUCGGCGGUUGUACAAAGCUAAAAGAAUAACAGGAAGUAAUGGAAUAUUAAUUGCUAUAAAAAAAGUAGAUUGUCACUAAACACUGAUCCUUCCUUUUAAAAUAUUUUAAUAGGGUUUCUUGCGCCAGCUGUCUUUUUCCUUGUAGCAAAUUUUACCAACAAUCCUGAGAUAGCUGUGACUUUAUUCACUAUUGGGAUGGGACUGAACGGAUUGAUCAUCAGUGGAUUCGCUGUAAAUCAUCUUGACAUUGCCCCACCCUUUGCCAGUAUACUCUUCGGAAUAAGCGAUCUUGCAUCGACAUUGGGAGGAAUUAUUUCACCCACCCUGACGGGAUUCAUUGUGAAACACCACGUAAGUAUAUUUCAGCCCGUUCUCCGAUUUUUGCUGAGGGGAGGGGGGUUCUGUGCACAGACUAGUAUUUUUCUGAAAUAAGCAUUCUGCAAGACCGGAAACAGAGGAUCUCAGUGGGGUGGUAGCUUUGACGGUAAUUUUUUUCCAGUUUUGACGGUUGACGGUUAAAUUUUAGAGCUUUUGACGUUUGACGGCUAUUAAGUGGAAAUUUAGUCCCAAAGUUUAGGUAAGUGUUAACUUACGAUUGUUGAUUUGUAGGUUGUCUUGGCCUUUCACUUAUGUAAAAUUUUGAAAUACUAUGUAUGGUUUUUGAUGUAAGCAAGUUGUGUGGUCUUGGAAAGUCUAGAAAGAGUGUUUUCAGUUAAGAGAUUCUUCAAGAGCAAGAACCGCGUAAAGGUCAGCUGAAAUAGUGAGAUUUGAAUUACCUUAAAACUUUUUGAAGGUUAAUAUUAAUCUGGAUUUUUGACGGUUGACGGUUAAAUUUUAUGCCGUUUGACGGCUGACGGUUCCCCCUUACUACGACCCUUUCUCCACUUCACUACUCAUCCCAUCCUCUACAUCACUGCCAGCUAAUACAAAUGAGCAUCUCUUCCCCAUAAUCAAAUGAUAAUAUUUUUUCACACACAAAACAACAAAAAUAGCACUAAAACCUUGUAACGCAGAUCCUGGCGAGCUCUGGCGAAGAAGCCCCCUAAAGUGUUAGGGAUAGGAGGCUGGGAGAGAAAUAGAGCAAAUUGUCCAAGUAACAAGGGAGUGUGGGCUUCAACUCUGGCUCUAAUAUUGGAAGCUAACAUGCUGUAUAGUCAACAUCCUUUUGGUUGGAAUAAAUACGAACCAAGUAAAUUGGCUUUAAAAUUGAAGCAACACCAAGAAACACCCGUUUUUUUUUUAAUCGCGUGCGGGCGGACAGGCUUAGGGGUUGUGCAUGAAAAUCUCUGAUACCCAGGGUAGAAAUACAUUUUCACUUGUUAGAAAUAGAAUUGGAACUUUCACUUAUUUUCAAGCAUUAAGAGUCAAUUUGUUUUCGAGAAGGGAUUAAAAAUCGCCCUAGUUAGUAAAAAUAACUCCAAGGAAUUCAUCUUGCCUUGUUUUGCUUUCUUUCAACAGACUGACUUAGAGUGGAAGAUAGUUUUCAUAAUCAAUGGAGUAAUGUAUCUUCUGGGAGCUAUAUUUUACAUUGUGUUUGGCUCAGGAGAAAAGCAGUCGUGGGCUUCAGACAGAAAAUAUAAUAAUCUUAGUCAACAAGGUUCAGAUUGUGAAUGA
Molecule: messenger RNA, 10766 nt
Organism: Porites lobata
Lineage: Eukaryota; Metazoa; Cnidaria; Anthozoa; Scleractinia; Poritidae
Source: the annotation of a GenBank genome assembly